GGUGUGAAUGGUCACUGUAAGAAGGUGACAGUGUGGGGCAGAAAGGACAGCAUCUUAUACUGUCACUCGCCUUGCAGCUGGCAGUGGACCACAAUGCAACAAGUUUUGGAAUAUGCAUUGGAUCGAGCUGAGUACAUUGUUGAAAGUGCUCGACAACGACCAGCCAAAAGAAGAAUUUCAUCUGGCGGGAGGAAGAGUUUGUAUCAGAAACUCUAUGAGCUGUAUAUUGAAGAAUGUGAAAAAGAACCAGAGUUAAAGAAUUUGAGGAGAAAUGUGAAUCUACUGGAGAAGCUGGUGUCUCAGGAGUCUCUGUCGUGUCUGGUUGUCAACUUGUACCCUGGGAAUGAAGGCUAUUCGUUAAUGCUCAGGGGCAAAAAUGGAUCUGAUUCUGAAACCAUCCGUCUGCCRUAUGAAGAAAGAGAGCUUCUGGAGUACCUGGAUGCUGAGGAGUUACCUCCCAUUCUCGUGGAUCUGUUGGAGAAAUCACAAGUGAACAUCUUCCACUGUGGCUGUGUAAUAGUAGAAGUAAGAGACUACAGGCAAGCUGGUAAUACCAAGAUUCCCACCUAUCAGAGCAGGCACGUCCUGCUACGGCCAACCAUGCAGACGCUAAUCUGUGACGUCCAUGCCAUGACCAGUGACCACCACAAGUGGACACAGGAUGACAAAUUGCAGCUGGAGAGUCAGUUGAUUUUGGCUACAGCUGAACCUCUGUGCCUGGACCCCUCCAUUUCUGUUACUUGCACAGCCAACCGCCUGCUCUACAACAAACAGAAAAUGAACACUCACUCCAUGAAACGGUGUUUUAAGAGAAACUCUCAAGCUGCACUGAACAGGCAGCAGGAGUUGUCGCAUCUGCCUGUGCCACCACAGCUACGACUUUACGACUACCUACAGAGGAGGAAGGAGAGGAAGCCUGCACCUGUAGACCUCAAGAUCUCAAAGGUUGGAAACUGUGUCGACAUGUGGAAGCAGAACAACUGCCAACUAACUGUACCAAAGGAGAUUGAUGUGGAAAAGUAUGCUGUUGUUGAGAAAUCUUUGCAGCUGGAAGACUCUCAGCCCACUACUGUGAUCUGGCCUGCUGAGGAAGUUAUAGAUGACUACACGUUCGAGUGCGAAGUGGGAGGCCAAGCUCAAAAGACGAAGGUUUCCAUCAUCCAGUCAAUGGGAGACCCGCUGGUGUACGGGAAGAUCUGCUGUGCGAAAGACAGAAGAGCAGAGGAGGACGGAGCAGACCUAAAGCUCAUACAUCCGCCUUUCCUCAUUGGGUCAAAGAUAGACGCAGAGAGGUUUCUUACUCAGUACAAAGAAGUGUAUGAGAGAGAUGUAAAGUGUGAGGUCAAGAUGUCCCACCACUCAGGCAGUGUGGGGCACUGCCUGAGUCCCUCCCCCAGCAAAGAUGAGGGUGAUGGUGCGUCUCCACUCGUGCAGACGUCUGUAUUGGGAAAAGGAGUGAGACAUCGGCCUCCUCCCAUUAAACUGCCUUCUGGAUCGGGCAGCAGUUCCUCAGGUAAUCCAUAUAGUUCACAAACUACCAGUGGUCUACUUAAGUGUCCUACGCCGCCGCCGCCUCCAGCCAAAAGCCAGUCUCUGAACAGGAAGCACUCCAUGGAGCUGGGCCAGAUGGGCCUGCUGUCGCCUGCCUCCCUUUCCCCAAUGGGAUCCACACAGAGAUCGGGAACCCCCAAGCCUUCUACUCCCACGCCCACCAACACGCCAUGCUCAACCCCGCAUCCCACCGACUCCCUCUCUACUCCCCUCUCGUUGACCCCGACCCCGUCGGAUCCCGCCAUGGUUCAAAGCCAAUCGCAGCCUCCGCUCCUCACACCUUUCCCCCAGCAGCAGCUGGCUCUAAGCCAGCCCCUUCCUGUCAUGACCAUCCCCCUGCCCACCAUGGUUACAUCCAUCACCACAGGGACCAGCUCGACGCAGGUCAUGGCCAACGCACCAGGACUGAACUUCAUCAAUGUGGUCAGCUCUGUUUGCAGUCCUCAAACUUUAAUGAGUGGUUCCAGCCCCAUGCUGGGUCCGGGGCUGAACCUGAGUGGAAUCCUGCCUUCUGCGGGGUUGAUGCCCACCAUGCAGUCUGCAGCUCAGACAGGGAGCCCCUUUGGUCUAAACAGCAGUGCUGGGUUAAGACCACUAAACCUACUACAGAUCCCCACUGGUCCUUACAUUUUUAACUCUCUGCAGCAGCAGCAGCUGUCCCAGUUCUCCCCUCAACAGAGUCAGUCAGCCACAUCCAGUCCUCAACAGCAGGGGGAGACGAGUGACCAAGGGUCAGAUCAAAGUUUAGGAAACCAGCAAACUGCUGUCAUCAACCUCGGGGUGGGAGGCUUCAUGUCUCCACAGGCAGCAGUGCUGUCCCAGUUGGGCUGUGGGCUGGACGGGUCUGGGCCCCCGCUGCCUUCUCCAAGGCUUCAGCAGCAGCACCAGCCACAGAUCCAAUUGCAAUUCUUGCAGCACCAAAUGCAGCAGCGAAUGGCUAUGGGAGCAGCAGCUCCUCCGGGGGGAGCACCACGGCAGCAUACCGCCAGUCAACCAAGAAGUAAGAGGAAGAGGAGCACACCUCAGCCUCUCUCUAAGUCAUAACAGACUGACCACACUAAAGCCCCUU
Molecule: messenger RNA, 2620 nt
Organism: Austrofundulus limnaeus
Lineage: Eukaryota; Metazoa; Chordata; Actinopteri; Cyprinodontiformes; Rivulidae
Gene: supt20h
Product: SPT20 homolog, SAGA complex component
Exons: 23
Coding region: 94-2595 (833 amino acids)
Biological process (GO): regulation of transcription by RNA polymerase II
Cellular component (GO): SAGA complex
Molecular function (GO): transcription coregulator activity
Source: RefSeq, a predicted model, not a curated record